GAAAACACAGCUGCGCGCACGGGUUUUUUUGUAGGAAAAAGCACCUUAAGACCCACUUACCUAGCGACCACACCGCGGACCACGUAAUAUUAUUAUACGCAGCUUUCUUAGAAGACCGAAGAAAACUACACCACCAUCUGAUCGGCACGCUUGAUAAUAUCCCCACCAAAUAAGAUGCCGUCCUCGCAAGUAUUUUUUUCUCCCCUGGCCGCGACCCCGGGCCGCAUUAGCCAGGAGUGGCUGCAGGCGGGGAAACCGAAACUCGGGACGGCGACCUCUUCCUCCUCUACGGCGCAUUGCCAAACGGAGAUGAGUCGGAAGGAGAUCGAGAAGAUCGCGGUCCCCAUCGAGCACGCCACCUGGCGGCUGGCCGCCCUGCUUUCCGCCAGCGGCGACGACACGCUGCAGACGAAGCGAGAGCGGGAGAAGGCGCUGGCCGAGCCCCUGGCGGAGUUCCGGAAGGCCUACCAGUGCUUCCUCGCGACCCUGCUGGUCCAAGUGACCUGCAGCGGGUCGGCCGUCCCGCCGAACGAGUUCUUCCGGAAGGCGGUCCGGGAAUUCGCGGAGGAGGCGACAAAGCGAUUUUUGGCCUUGGAGAGCACGGUGGAAAGGUUUAUAAACGGAGAAGAAGCUGCAGUUGCUUUCGGGGGACAACAAGUAGUUUUCGCAGGAGAUCAACAUCCUGUAGUACCGGCUUCAUUUUCUACUACUGCCUCAUCGCAAUUGUCGGCGAGCAGACUCGCGGGGAAUCUGAUGGACACCUUGCAGAAGUGGAAGACGACCGUCCCGCGCAGCAACAAGAUGGCCCUGCGGGCGAAAUUUCUCAGGCAGGUCAAGCAGCUCAGGGAUUGCAAAAGGGAGCUGUUGUGCGAAGGGAAACUAAAUGGGGAGGAGGAGGACGUGGAGGACUGUGAACAAGUCGUCAACUACACCAGCGGCGUCAGGUACAACAAGCAUUUACCUGUAGCUUCGUACACCAUACGAGGCACCAUUGCCGCCAUCUUUUCGUUGAGAUUCUCUUGCUUUCUUGCUACAAUAAAGUGAUGUAGUGCUAACGAUAUAAUUAGAGGUAGAUGUUCUUAAACAAGAAAUAAUUCUAUUUGAAGUGAAAGUAAUAGCAAAUAAACUCACAGCAGCAGAAGUCCCUCCCCCACGACUGCGAAGAGCAAGACGAGUGCGGAGGAGCAGGCUCCCUCCCCGGCCACCACCCAGGCCUCCGAGGAAGUCGAGGAACUACCAGCAGUCGGGACGACCCGGGAACAAAGCAAAAAGCAGUCCCUGAUCGCCGCCAUCGCCGCCCUGGAGCAGUGCUGGGUCGCGACCGUGAAGUCCGAAGAACACGACGACGCGUUUUUGUACGACUUUGCCCUACAGAACGACCGGCACUUGAGCCUGCUCGACGAGGCGAUCGUGGCGAUCGCGAUGGACGAGGACAGUGGCUUCCUGGACGACGAGGACCUGCUCUCGGAAGAAGAAGAGCAAGAUGACGUGGACCAGGACCAGCAGGUCGGGGGCAGCGCGUUCGCAGAUCGUGGGCAGGAAGUUGUAGAGAAUGCUGAGGUCCACGAGAUCGUCACGGGUCUGAUCCGGCUCACCGACAAGCUAGAGUUGGUGCAACGCGAAGGGAAUAAGCUUUCCAGCUGUACGAAUACAAACACCACGGCGAAGAGUUGCGAAACGCGGGAGGCACUCGACAAGGCGAUUGCCGCGUUUCAGAAGGUGGCAGUGUGAUGAAAAAGCGGCCUGCUUUUGAUGUGUCUGUGAAAUUGAAAUGUAAACGUAGCUGAAUUUUCCUACCGUGCGGAUUGAAUGAAGAAGGGAGCACGCGGGAACAAAAUUGUGUACAAAAAAGCAACACCAUUGUGUAAUGAAAAAAAUCAGUACUGCUCAUGGG
Amoebophrya sp. A120 is the source of this 1894-nucleotide messenger RNA. The record is from the annotation of a GenBank genome assembly. Lineage: Eukaryota; Dinophyceae; Syndiniales; Amoebophryaceae.